CCAUCCCGUGUCCCCCAAGCUGAGCUCCAGAGCCUCCCCCUUCUUCAACUUCCGCCCGUGAACUUGGUUUUCCCGUGUUACAGGCCCCCAGCGCAUCUUCUGUGUCUUCAGAUCGUGCUUCUCGUGAUACGACAGGUACCACCACAACCAGGUUCGUAAGCGCCAGCAGGGCAUUGAGCAUUUCCGUGUCGCAGCACCCCAAACAUCUUUCCACCCGCUUCUGCCAUAUAAAUCCGCAAAAGACGCUGAUCGCGAGCAUCUCCAGCUCCAACAUCGAUUUCCACGCGCAACUUACACGUCCGUCGCCAUGGUCGAGCUCCGAAAGCGCAAGACACCCCCUCCCGCGCCCGUGCGGCCAGCAAAGAAGAAGGCUGCCGCGAAGCCCGCGCCAUCCAAAGCUGCAAAAGUCAAGGAGGCGGUCGCCGCGAAGGUUGAAGCUGUCAAAGAAGCCGUAGUACCAACCAAUGGCGCAAAGAAAGCAUCCCCAGCGGGUGGCCCCCCGGCUGUCGGCGACAUUGUUGACUUAGCGACAUUCGGCGGCGAGAUCGAGACACACGAAGGCGCGAAGACGACGCUCAAGGCGCUGGUUGAGGAGAGCAAGGGCGGUGUUGUGCUGUUCACGUAUCCCAAGGCUAGCACCCCAGGAUGCACAACUCAAGCGUGCCUCUUCCGCGACUCUUAUACCCCCCUAACCGCGACGGGCUUCCAAAUCUUUGGCCUCAGCUCGGACAGCCCCAAAGCCAACACCACCUUCAAGACUAAGCAGAACCUCCCCUACACGCUUCUCUGCGACCCUUCCGCCACGCUCAUCAAAGCCAUCGGCCUGCAGAAGGCACCCAAGGGCACCAAGCGCGGUGUCUUCGUCGUUGAUAAAGAAGGCAAGGUGCUAGCAGCUGUGACAGGUGGACCAGCGGCUACAGUUGAUGUUGUGAAGAAGCUUGUGGGCGGAGAGGGCGCUGUGCCGGCUGAGGCUGCUAAGGAGAAGGAGGAUGUAGCCCUGGCUAAGACAGCGAGCGAGGUUGCCGACACCGCGGCGAAGCUGGAUGGAUGAUCGGAGCACAUAUGUUGCCUUCGUAGCCCUGCUUCAGUAGUCCCUAAAACCGAUGGCUUUCG
Messenger RNA from Mytilinidion resinicola, 1113 nucleotides. RefSeq names its product AhpC-TSA-domain-containing protein. The transcript is spliced from 2 exons. Gene Ontology annotation, molecular function: thioredoxin peroxidase activity. The record is from RefSeq and is a predicted model, not a curated record. Gene Ontology annotation, cellular component: cytoplasm. Lineage: Eukaryota; Fungi; Ascomycota; Dothideomycetes; Mytilinidiales; Mytilinidiaceae. Bases 308 to 1051 code for a protein of 247 amino acids. Gene Ontology annotation, biological process: cell redox homeostasis; cellular response to oxidative stress.